This is a messenger RNA of Owenia fusiformis, 675 nucleotides long. The record is from the annotation of a GenBank genome assembly. NCBI's taxonomy places the organism in Eukaryota, Metazoa, Annelida, Polychaeta, Sabellida, Oweniidae.
GGCAUAUUUAGAGAAAUUCAAAAUGGCUGAUUAUAGCGAAAUUAAAGAUGCACUUGAAAGGAAAGAUGAUCACCAGCUGAAGCUGAUACUCCAAAGGACACACAAAUGUCAUAAAGACACACUUUUGUUAUCCCUUGUUAGAAUUAAAAACAAAUUGAGUAAAGAAACCUUGGACCUAUUGCUAAAAAAGGGUGCAGAUAUCAAUGCUAGGGACAACUAUGGUAUGACUGCAUUGAUACACGCUUGUCGAAGUGGCUCUCUGGAAUAUGCACAGUGGUUAACAGAACAUGGUGCAGAUGUCAAUGCUAGGGAUAAUUCUUGUUGGACUGCAUUGAUGUAUGCUCGUUGCUAUGGCUCUCUGGAAUGUGCACAGUGGUUAACAGAGCAUGGUGCAACUAUCAAUGCGUCUGGCAAUGAUGGUUGGACUGCAUUGAUAUAUGCUUGUUGUAAUGGCUCUCUGGAAUGUGCACAGUGGUUAACAGAGCAUGAUGUAGAUAUCAAUGCCAAUGACAAUAAUGUUGAGACCGCAUUGAUGUGGGCUUGUACUUAUGGCUCUCUGAAAUGUACACAGUGGUUAAUAGAACAUGAUGCAAAUAUCAAUGCUAGAAGCAGUGCUGGUUUGACUGCAUUGAUGCUGGCCUGUCGCUCUGGCUCUCUGGAAUGUACGCAGUGGUU